This is a messenger RNA of Daktulosphaira vitifoliae (grape phylloxera), 1211 nucleotides long. Its product is annotated as ribosome biogenesis regulatory protein homolog. The record is from RefSeq and is a predicted model, not a curated record. Bases 107 to 1135 code for a protein of 342 amino acids. NCBI's taxonomy places the organism in Eukaryota, Metazoa, Arthropoda, Insecta, Hemiptera, Phylloxeridae. Gene Ontology annotation, biological process: endonucleolytic cleavage in ITS1 to separate SSU-rRNA from 5.8S rRNA and LSU-rRNA from tricistronic rRNA transcript (SSU-rRNA, 5.8S rRNA, LSU-rRNA); ribosome biogenesis; ribosomal large subunit biogenesis. Gene Ontology annotation, molecular function: protein binding. Gene Ontology annotation, cellular component: preribosome, large subunit precursor; nucleolus; nucleus. The transcript is spliced from 7 exons.
CUGAUUAAUGAUAACAAAAUCUAACCUAAAAGUAUUUUGGUGACAAACUAAACAAAAACGUGCAAUUGUUUCUAUUUCUACUGACAAAAGCAAAAAAUCAAUUAUAAUGGAAAAUAUUACUGAAUUAUUAAAUCAAAAAGCAGCAAAAGAUGAAGCGUCGUUAAACAGUGUAACUGUUACAAAAGUAUUAGAACCAGAAAUUGAUUUGGGUACAUUACUGUGUUUUGACUCGAAUGAUUUUGACACAAAACAACUGCGUUCUGAUCAAGAGUCAUAUUUAACUUAUGAAACUCGCAAUAAUGUUCAAUUAUUAAUCAAUAAACUUUUUGAAUUGCCUAUGAAAACUGAAGAUGGUUAUAUGUAUGUUGACUUACCAGAACCUAGAUAUAAUUUACCUAGAGAAAAACCAUUGCCAGCACCUAAACCACUAACUAAAUGGCAGAAGUUUGCUAUUGAAAAAGGAAUAAAAAAAACACCUAAACCAAAGAAGACUUGGGAUGAUAUUCUGCAGAAAUGGGUACCUACCUAUGGUUAUAAAAAAGCAGCUGCAGAAAAAGAAAAAGAUUGGAUUUUAGAAGUGCCUGGAAAUGCUCCUGAUCCUAAUAUUGACUUAUUUGCUCAAAAAAGAGAAGCCAAAAAAGAAAGAGUUGCUAAAAAUGAGUAUCAAAGACUGCGAAAUAUUGCAGCAUCACGUAAAAUCAAAGUUCCUGCAGUUGGACUACCACCUCUUGAAGGAACUUUACAUUCAAAUCAGCUAAAAACUGCUGUUGAUGUAGCAAGAAUUUCAACUGCAUCAGUUGGUAAAUUUCAACCAAAACUGAAAAAAGAAGAUUUAUCAAAAAAAAAAAGUAUACCUGGAUUAAAAAAAGAAAAGGUUCCAGCUAAGAGCAUGAAUGAAGAAAAACAGAAUAGUUUACAAAUUUUAGAAACCAUUAAUAACAAAAAACCUAAAUUUAAUUUAGAAAAGGCUGCUAAUAAAGCAAUUUAUGAAGAAGAAACACAGAGAUUUAGAGAAAAAAAUAGUGAUGAUAAGAAGAAAGGUGGAAGAGGUAGAAGUAAAAGUUCAUUUAAAAGACCUACUGCUAAUAAAGGAAAACGUAUGGGUAAACAAAAAGGUGGACGCAAACGUCGUUAAAUGGAGAAAAAACAUAUUAAAAUUAAUUUUCUAUUAUUAUGUGAAGUUUAUCAAUAAAGUAUGAACAAAACAUAAA